Messenger RNA from Amphibalanus amphitrite, 1244 nucleotides. RefSeq lists its product as uncharacterized. The transcript has 8 exons. The record is from RefSeq and is a predicted model, not a curated record. The coding region runs from base 335 to 1066 and encodes 243 amino acids. Lineage: Eukaryota; Metazoa; Arthropoda; Thecostraca; Balanomorpha; Balanidae.
UGACAGGCUGAUUCGCAGUUUUUAUCGUUAUUACGUCGUUAGCAAGUUUUCUUUGAUCUGCGCGGUGUAACGAUGGUAGAGAAGGGAUGUUCAGGAAGCAGGUCCAACCAAUUUGCCUUCGUAAAAUGGUUGGAGGACCCACCGAAGUGGAACGUGGUACCACUGAAGCACGUGAAGAGUAAAGGAGAGCCUAAAAUCGGCGAGGUGGUUGAGGUGAAGUGGGGAUCCACCUACCAUCGCGCCCGUUUGUUGGAUCUUGGGACUCAAAAUGCCAUGGAGAAGAAGGUGUUAGAAGCAGGAGAAGAACAGUACCUGGGAAGCGCUCAGGAUAGCGAUGAUUCUUCGGAUGAUGACCACUACGGCAAAGGGUGCAGAGCGAGGAAGUACAGGAAGGUGGAUGAUGAAGCUCCAUCUACUGGGAAAAAAGUCAUCUAAAAAAAGGCGGCACAGAGGCAGCACGAGAAGUCGCACUCGCUCGAAGUGCUCAGGGAGGUGCAGAAUGAGCAGCUGCGAGAGCCAAGGGACUGCAUCCAGUGCAAGGAGAAGGACGAGAUCAUCGGAAAACUGCGGAAACAGAUCGAAGUGCUCCAAGACAUCAACAUCACCAGCAACAGAUGUUGUUGCAGACGUUCAUGGACUCGCAAGGCGCCUUGAAGACGCCGUGAUUUGGCUGGAAGAAAACAAAGGGCGGCUUGCGAAAGAUGUAUCCGUUGUCAACGUGGACGACUACGACGACGCUGAUACAGGUGCCUCAGCCAGCCCAAGGGGCGAGGCGGGAGCUUCCCACCACCUAUCCACCCCUGCUCGUCCACUGGCAAUGCCGUCGACCAGUCGGACCGAAGCCGAAACUCCCACGAGGCGGCCAACUCACCAUGACGUGAAUAUGGUCACCAUCGGGCCCUUCACGGCCAUCACAUCUGCGGCCUUUUGCCUCAUCAACUUUGAUGACAAGAAGAAGGCCAUUCGCGACAUGAUGAUGGCCGUAUUCGGAAAAGAGGUGCUGGGCAGCUCCUCUAUGAGGGGACACCGGACAAGCAUGUCCCCUCAACAAGAACAAGGGGCUUGAGCAGCCGACGAGGCCGGCCCUUGAUCAAGGGAAGCUUCGUGAUGUUAUCACGUUCUUGGUCAACCGGCUGAAGAUGCCCGAGUCGGAAGUAAAGGACGUGAUAAGAAAGAAGAUAAACGACGAGAACAGCGCGGCCCUGAAGGCCAAGAAGAGGGCCGAGCAGGGCCAGUAAGGGCGC